ACCGGCGGUCCGGCUCCUUCCUCCCGUCCCAACUCCCAACCCCCCCUCCCUCCCCUCUCCAGUCCCCAAACCCUACGCCUCGUCUCCGCCCGUCUCCGCCGCGCGCGCCGCUUCUCCCCUCGGCCCCCGACACGCCGGCCAAGCUGCCGAGUGACCCCUCCCUCCGCGCCGCGCCGCGCCGUGCAGCCGGUCGCGCGGCCACCCCCUCGGCGCCGCCCGCCGCCGAAUCCUUUGAUGUCUCCCACCUGCCGCCUCGGCUUCCUCUGGCCCUGGUCGCAGCAGAGCACCCAAGAGGUCCCCCGAGAGGCCGGUUCCGGCGUCCAGCACUUGGUUUCCUCACCGCAGCCGAGAUGAGCGGCGGCGGCGGCGGCGGCGACAAGGUCUUGCUAUUUGGGUCGUUUACGGAGGACGAGACUAAGUUGUUCCAGGGUCAUCCUCCCGAAACCGAAAGUCCUACUAAAAGUGUGAGGAAAACAUGGGAACUACCCGAGAUCCAGUUUGGCUCACUGAAUCUUUCAGUGCUAAGUUUACAGAAAGUGUCAAGUCCUAUUAUUAGAGGUGUUGUUCUUCCUGCAAAAUCAACCGAUGGCCAGGAUGGAGUGAUUGUCAAGGAGACUGCGUGCAGCAAUACAAAGGAAACUGUAAGAUCAAGCUUACCAAAUGGUGGACAAUUGCUGACCAAUGGAUGCCCCAUAACCAAUGUUUCUCCUAAUAAUGGCGUCUUUGAGAAUGUAAAGGAGACUGGGGCUGUGGUUCCAUCAGUUGUGCCUGUCAAAAACAUCAGCAGUACAGCACCACUUGCAGCGUCAAUCAAAUGCACUCAAAGCAGCAAUUUGGAUAAGGAAAUAACCGAAAAUGGAAGCCUAUUUGUUGAUACACCUAUCGUUGCAGCUCCAGCAGAUGAGGCAGUCACAAGCUUAAAUAAGAAAGCCUCUCUGAACAUGCCCUUGCUUCCUCAUGGUUUGAAGAACACAGGAAAUAUUUGCUUCCUAAAUGCGACUUUGCAGGCGUUGCUUUCGUGCUCGCCUUUUGUCCAACUUUUACAGGACCUGAGGAAUCGAAGUAUACCUAAGGUUGGCUACCCAACUCUGAAUGCAUUUGUUGAGUUCAUCUCUCAAUUUGAUGUGCUUGACGAGUCAGUUAUGAAGAAAAAUGAGAAGGCUGUUAUGGUUGCUGCAAAACCAUUGAAUCCUGCCAUGUUUGAUCGUGUUCUCAGAAAUUUUACUCCAGAUGUGCCAGCUGGAACAUCUGCUCGGCCAAGGCAAGAAGAUGCUCAAGAGUUUUUAAGUUUUGCCAUGGAUAGAAUGCAUGAUGAACUGUUGAAGCUUAAUGGCAAUGGUUCAAAUUCAAAGGAGGGUAUGGUUGUUUCUUCUGCUGAUGAUGAUGCUUGGGAGACAGUUGGACGAAAGAACAAAUCUUCAAUAAUUAGAACUCAGAGUUUUGUUCCCUCUGAGCUAAGUGCUAUUUUUGGAGGUCAGCUACAGAGUGUUGUGAAAGCUGCAGGUAACAAACCGUCAGCCACUGUUCAGCCGUUCCUGCUGCUCCAUCUUGAUAUAUUCCCCGAUGCUGUUCAGACGCUUGACGACGCACUUCAUCUGUUUUCUGCUCCUGAGUCUUUGGAGGGAUACAGAACAGCUGCUGGAAAGGCUGGUUUGGUGACGGCUAGAAAAUCAUUCAAGAUACACACACUUUCAAAGAUAAUGAUACUGCACUUGAAGAGGUUCAGUUAUGGAAACCAUGGAAGUACCAAAGUCUAUAAGCCACUCCACUUCCCUCUCCAACUUGUUCUUAGUCGGGAUCUGCUGACCUCACCGUCAUCGGAGGGUAGAAGAUAUGAGCUUGUUGGAACCAUCACUCAUCAUGGGAGGGACCCGUGCAGGGGGCAUUACACUGCUCAUGCCAAGCAUUCCAGUGGGCAGUGGCUCCGAUUCGAUGAUGAUACUGUCAAGCCUGUUGGUGUGAACGAGGUCUUGCAUGACCAAGCAUAUGUCCUGUUCUACAAACAAAUAUAAGCCUGAAAGUACUGCGGUGUCGAUUAGCCCAUCCUUAUUGCUUAAACAGCCAAAUAUACUGCCUAACUAUCGUCCUGUUAAUGUAGCUGCCGAGUAACCGCAGAGUAUUGUGUUAAGUACCCUGGUUGCCUGUGCUUAUUUAUAUGCUUGGUUACAUAGCGAGAGGGGGACUUUUUGUUCAGCCCAUUUUGAGGUUUUGUUAAAUUAAACUGCUCAUCAUUGUAUGGCCAGCAAAGUAAUCAUGAGAUGCUAAUCAUGUCACCCCUAGAGUUU
This is a messenger RNA of Phragmites australis (common reed), 2285 nucleotides long. Its product is annotated as ubiquitin carboxyl-terminal hydrolase 24-like. The coding region runs from base 351 to 2012 and encodes 553 amino acids. The record is from RefSeq and is a predicted model, not a curated record. The transcript has 7 exons. Gene Ontology annotation, cellular component: nucleus; cytosol. Gene Ontology annotation, biological process: protein deubiquitination. Gene Ontology annotation, molecular function: cysteine-type endopeptidase activity; cysteine-type deubiquitinase activity. Lineage: Eukaryota; Viridiplantae; Streptophyta; Magnoliopsida; Poales; Poaceae.